Molecule: messenger RNA, 2125 nt
Organism: Arabidopsis arenosa
Lineage: Eukaryota; Viridiplantae; Streptophyta; Magnoliopsida; Brassicales; Brassicaceae
Source: the annotation of a GenBank genome assembly
GUUUUUGUAAUUCACUCGACGACUCAAAUUGCUCUUGUUUCGAUCAUCUUUAUGCAAGAACUGAGGUUUGAUUUAUGUUUGGGGCAGGCACUGUCACUUAAUGGCGUCAUCUGAAACUAAAAGCUACGCAAGGAGAGAUCGUCUUCUUGAAAUUGAGGUAGCAGUUCGAAAAUGGUGGGAAGAUGAUGAAGUAUUCAAAUCUGAAUCUCGUGAGAAUCUUCCUAAGCCAGAAGAAAAGUUCUUCUCCACUUUUCCUUUCCCUUGUAUGAAUGGUUAUCUACACACUGGCCAUGCCUUCUCACUCUCUAAGGUUGAUUUUGCUUCUGCUUACCAUAGACUAAGAGAUGCCAAUGUGCUUCUUCCUUUUGGUUUCCACUGUACUGGUAUGCCAAUUAAGGCUUCUGCGGAUAAGCUUUCUCGUGAGAUUCAACAGUUUGGUAACCCUCCUGUGUUCUCUGCUCAAGAUGAUACCAUCAAGCAAGCUCCUGAAACUCAGGAGGAGAGUUGUGAUAUGCUGAUAAAGGAGGCACUUAAGAAUGGGUUUUACGACUUACAAGCUGCACGAGAUGAGUAUGGACUCUCUUGUGGCAGUGGCGGUAUGAACCAUGAUUUGAUACUGCACUUCAUGGAUGUGCAAACACACCUCAUUGAACCAAUCCGUCCCCAGUUUGCAGAAUAUGUAUGGAGGAAACUUUUUAAGAAGGAAGGUUGUGUGGUAACAGCAGGCUGGCCUACAUCAGAUGAGCCAGAUUUGGUUCUCAAGAGUGCUAACAAAUAUUUGCAAGAUUCUAUAGUCUUAAUGAGAAAGCUUCUACAAAAACAGCUCUUAGAGAUACUUGCAGAACGAAGGGAGAUAUUGCAGAAGGAGGGACAAUCAGAAAACUUUAAACAAAUUCAGAAGCUUUGCAUGCCUUUCCUUAAAUUUAAGAAGGACGAGGCAAUAUCUAUUGGCCCUCAGGCUCUAAAGUUGAGGUUGCCUUUUGGAGAGAUUGAAGUCCUUCAGAGUAACAUGGACUUGAUCAAGCGGCAAGAGAAUCCUCCAUCUCCGGGCAAUCCAACUGCCAUCUUUGUGACCAGGCACCAUUCCAUCAUUUCUCGUAUAGCCGAUUGGGAAGGCAUUAAGAAGUCACGUUCAGUUCGAGAGUUUGACAACUACGCCACCAGACUUGUUGCCAAAUUCGAUACAACUGAUACAUACUAUAGACGUUCAAGCAGUGCGCAAUAUGUGGGAAAUGUCUCUGUUCCACUCCUUUGUACCAGUGCUUUGGACGAUCCAGUUUGUAAUAGGGAAGCUAUUCCUUGGGAUGAAUGUAGUAGCACGCUGCGAUGGGUCUUCAUGUAUCAUGAAACUGAUAUUCCAAUGUCUCAAAUUUUGCAGGGCAAACAAAACAUAGUUCUGGCAACCACAACACAUGGUGGUCAUCUUGCUUACUAUGAAGGGAUGACAGCAACAAGCAUGUGGUGGGCAAGGGCUGUGCAAGAAUAUUUUGAAGUGCUACUCUCCAGCCCCUUUGCAGACAGAAGACGGAAGAUGCAGAUCAUCCCCGAACCAGUGGGAUCUUUGAUUGAUCAAGGACCAUUCGUGGAUGCUAGAGAAGACAGGAUGGUUGUUGCUGCAAGUGAAGUGGACACAAGAAGAGCUGAUGCAGAACAAGAGGAUAGUGCUCAAAUUGAUGAAAAGACAAGUAAUCAUCCACAUAAGGUCAAUACUCCACAAGUUUAUAGCAGUUUACUUGGUCCUUUGAAGAAGAGGGUGGAUGAGCUUUCGAGAUACAGCCGGAAGUCGAUUUGGCUAUUGGCAUACAUUGCUAUAGUAACGACGUGGCCACUUCUAGGACCUGCAUUGUUGUUAUCAAUCAAGAAAAGAUUUAGGGAGAUCAUCGAAAAAUAGAAAUCAUAUUCCACUACUAGUGCAAAGUAACUAUAUAGAAGAUGACUUAUGCCGUUAAUACUUUUUCUUGUAACCUACUUGAGAAUAAGCCUGCAAUAAGCUAUUCGCCGUCAAUAUUAUACAAAACUCUCUCAGGACUUUACCAUCUCAACAUCAAGAUGCAAAGAACAAAGUAGUGUGCAUAGAUUAGUUUUCUUGUAUGAGAUUGUAGGCUUAUAAAAGCUAAGUAAUCAA